AAAUAAAAAUCGACACCUUUUGCGGCGGCAGAAGCAAGCAAGAAAUCGUGGACCUUUCAACUUAGCAACCAGUCUGCGGUCCACUUUCUCUCUCCUUUGACUAAUUUCCUUCCAACCUCUCUACUCUCUUUGUAAAGAUCAUUUCCGAAGAAUCAACACCAAGAACUUUCUUCUCCAAUUCAACAAGAUGGGACUCUUUUCAAUGACCUUCGCCGGCGGCAGUUUAAUCCUUAUCGGAGCUUGGGAAUCUCUCUCCUCCUCUUCCUCCCCACCACCACCACCCAACAACCACCGCCGUUUCUCCACAAUCACCCUAAUCUCCGCCGCAUCACUCUCUUUACUCUUCAUCAUCGACUCUCUACUGUCCUUCUUCAACGCAACCUCCUCAAACGACAAAGUUGGGUCCGCCGUUCAACUCCAGGUACUCGCAAUUUCCUCCCUUUUCUUCAUGUUUUCUCUUCUGGGUUCCCUCAAUUUCCCUUACCCUUUACUCAAUUUGAUCCUUCUCUUCGCUUUUCUUGAAGAAUUUCUCCUUUUUCACCUCCAUUUGAAAGAUUCUGAUGGGAUUGAGAAUCGUUAUUAUGAUUUAAUGCUUGUUCCGAUUGCGAUUUGUGCGUUUUCCACUAUGAUUGAAUUGAUUUCCCCAGAUUCUGGAACCCCUAAAUUAGGUCGUGGGUUAGGGUUAAUCUUGCAGGGGACUUGGUUUGUGCAAAUGGGGUUUUCGUUUUUCACGGACUUGAUUGCGAAUAACUGCAAUUUGCAUAUUAAGAGUAGGGGGAAUUAUACGAUCAAUUGCAAGGGUCAUAUGGAUACUCACCGUGGAGGGGCGAUUGCUGUGCUUAUGUUUAAUUGCCACCUUGCUUUCCUUGUUGCUCUGUUUUGUGGGGUGUUUUCGGUUUUUGGGAGAAGGUUUGUCGCCCAGGGUGAUCACUUGAAGUACCGGCCCCUCGGUGCUGAGUUGCGAAGAAUGGAGAACCAAGGGAGGUUUACUUUGGAUUCUGAUUCCGAUGAUGGUGUCAUUGAUGUGGUUAAACAAGGAGAUUGUAGUUCCGGGUUAAGAGGAGAGAAUGGUGCUGUAGAGUUGGGUGUCAAUGGUCAUGGUUCUCAUUCAGAGAAUUAGGCAACAUAGAAACAUUUCUUUCUUUGAUGUGAUAUAGAAGAUUACUUGUAAAUUGUGAAGGGGUUAUGCCAUUAAUCAAAGAAUGACGUAGGUUGAGGAAAGGGGAUGAUGCCCUCGAUUCGGGGAAGAUAGCUAUGGAUGUCAUCUUUGUAUUAGGUGAAUAAGGUGAUCAUAGUUAUGAGUGUAAUGAAGCAUUCACAUUCAUUCUUUAUUACUGUUUUUGAUGGUUUUCAGCCAUAAAAUGUUUUGUUUUGUAUAUUACUCGUAUGAACCACGAAAGCUUAAGCGUUGCAAUCUGAUGGAGUUGUACUUUCUAUUGUGGUACAAGUUUGGUUUA
Messenger RNA from Spinacia oleracea (spinach), 1457 nucleotides. RefSeq lists its product as uncharacterized. The transcript has a single exon. Bases 188 to 1120 code for a protein of 310 amino acids. The record is from RefSeq and is a predicted model, not a curated record. Lineage: Eukaryota; Viridiplantae; Streptophyta; Magnoliopsida; Caryophyllales; Amaranthaceae.